AUGGUUGAAGUUGGCUUUGAUAGUUCACUAAAGCAUCAUCGAUAUUUACUACUAUGCCUCAUGAUGACUUCAGCCGAUCUGUCGGAUCAGACGAAAGACUUCAGAAAUAGCAAAGCAAUAGCUGAAAACAUUUAUAAGGAAUUUUUCUCGCAAGGAGAUCUAGAAAAGCAGAUGGGAAAUUGUCCGCUGGAAAUGAUGGAUCGAGAUCGUGCAUGCGUGCCUAAACUACAGCUUGAAUUCAUGGAUACAAUUGCAGUACCUGUUUUUGAGCAAGCUCGUUUAAUAACUUGUGCGCAUUGUUGCAGAUACUUGUCAACGUUGUUACCCGAAAGCAAAAGUACAUAUGAAUCGAUGUUAUUCAAUCGGAAAUGUUGGUUAGCGCUGGACGAGAUACUGAUUGAGGAGAAGUACCCAACUCUUGGUCUUGAUUAUCUCAAAGAUAGUGCUUUAGAGAAGCGAGUAAUCAAACGAGCCCAACAACGACAGGAAGAGUAA
Messenger RNA from Acanthocheilonema viteae, 495 nucleotides. NCBI's taxonomy places the organism in Eukaryota, Metazoa, Nematoda, Chromadorea, Rhabditida, Onchocercidae. The record is from the annotation of a GenBank genome assembly.